CCAGGGCCUCGGCGCAGUCGCGCCUGGAGAGCCUGUACCGCGAGCACGGGCACGGCACGCCCGCCUCCAGCAGCGCCGCCUCCACGCCGGCGCGCGGGUCCCGGCCGCCCCGCCCGCGCAGCGGCUCCGGCCCGCGCGGGCGCCCCGGCGCCCCGCGGGCCGCCGGCAGGAGAAGCCCGCGAAGUUGUCGGCGGAGGCUGAGCGGCGCGCCCGCAUCGCGCAGAUGCAGCAGAUGUACGGCCUCGGCGCGGCCCAGGAGGAGGAGGCCCCCCCGCCGCCUGGGCAGCAGGCCGCGCCGCGGGCGUCCUCGGCCGCCGCGGCGGCGUGGGCGGACCGGCCGCCGCCGCUGCCGGCGCCCGCGUGGGCGCGGCCGGUCCCCGAGGCGGCCGCGGAUACGCAGGUGGGGCCUCUAGGGGCGCCCGCCGGGGCGCCGCCCGCGGGGGCGCGGCCGGCGGGGGCGGAGCCGCCUGGGGAGGACCUGGCUGGCGCUGGGGACACGCAUGACCUCAUCGCAUGGAGCCGCAUGCUGAGGCCCGGCGAGGUGUCGCCAGACGCGUCCCUCGCUGCCUUCUUCGAGGACUGAGCAGCCCUGAGGGGCCUCCUUCUGCUUUCCCCUUCUGUUUUUUUUCAGCUGCUGUGGGACUGAGCGCGGCUGUCUGGUCGCGGCGCGGACGUCGCAUGCUGGCCAGGCCUUGCACUGUAAGCUGAACCCUCCUCCUAGUCGUCUUCCUUUCUCCUCCUCUCCCUCUUCUUUUUGGGUUUGCACUGGUCUUCCUCCUCCUCCUUCUCCUGCUCCUCGCGCCGUGGUCAGCCCCCCUCUUCCUCCUACUCCCCGCAAUCGCUCCUCUUGCUUUAGGGAUGUGAGUGGGGCGGCAGAUGGUGCAUGAUGAGCUCUGCGAUCAGGAUUAUGUAAUGCGAAAGCAC
Prorocentrum cordatum is the source of this 924-nucleotide messenger RNA. The record is from the annotation of a GenBank genome assembly. Lineage: Eukaryota; Dinophyceae; Prorocentrales; Prorocentraceae.